AUGGCGGACGUCGAAAUGAAAGAAGCUACUGCGGGUGCUUCGGCCAAGGCGAAAGGUGCAUCCAAGGCCUCGGAAGGGGCAGUUGAUGGCAAGAAGAGGUUUGAGGUCAAAAAGUGGAAUGCGGUGGCUCUCUGGGCGUGGGACAUCGUUGUCGACAACUGUGCAAUUUGCCGUAACCACAUCAUGGAUCUAUGUAUCGAAUGUCAAGCGAACCAGGGCUCAUCUACCACCGAAGAAUGCACCGUCGCUUGGGGGAUUUGCAACCAUGCAUUUCAUUUCCACUGCAUAUCUCGUUGGCUGAAAACUCGCCAGGUCUGCCCGUUGGAUAACCGAGACUGGGAAUUCCAAAAAUACGGACGGUAA
This is a messenger RNA of Aspergillus steynii IBT 23096, 363 nucleotides long. Its product is annotated as SCF ubiquitin ligase complex subunit HRT1. The record is from RefSeq and is a predicted model, not a curated record. The transcript has 4 exons. Gene Ontology annotation, cellular component: nucleus; cullin-RING ubiquitin ligase complex. NCBI's taxonomy places the organism in Eukaryota, Fungi, Ascomycota, Eurotiomycetes, Eurotiales, Aspergillaceae. Bases 1 to 363 code for a protein of 120 amino acids. Gene Ontology annotation, biological process: protein ubiquitination; ubiquitin-dependent protein catabolic process. Gene Ontology annotation, molecular function: cullin family protein binding; zinc ion binding; ubiquitin protein ligase activity.